AUCGUCAAAGCUAUACAAGUAUUACGAAUACAUUUAUUGGAAUUACAUAAAGUAAAUGAAUUAUGUAAAGAUUUCUGUUCCCGGUAUAUUUACAGUUUAAAAUCAAAAUUUCAAUCAGAUCCACUUAUUCAUGAUUCACAACCAUCUUCUCCUGGAGAAUCUGAAGCUGUUUCUCCAGUUGCACCGGGUUGUUACAAUCCUCGUUAUCCUCAUCAUCACCAUCAUCAUAUGCUAGGACCAAAUUUAUCCUGUCAUCCUGGACCAACGGAUAUGAUUCCACCAGGAUAUCAACGUCAUUUAUCCAGUCGACUAGAUGAUGAAUCUUUAUGUGGUUCAUCUGAUGUAGAAAAUCUCCGUUCAGAUUGUUUACAUUCCAAUUCACUUCCCAAUAUUCGCACAGGUUAUGAUAUGAAUGGAUCAUGUUAUACACCAAAUUUUCAUAUGGCUAAUUAUAAUUCACCUUAUUUUAUGGAUAAAUCUAUUGUUCAAGAUGGUUCAGUUUCAUGUGAUGAGUCACUAUCCCAGCUGCAUUCAUUUCUUUCACCAUAUGGAUCAACUGCUUUAAACAGUGCAGCAUUUCAUGCUAGUUUGGAUGGAUUAUGUGUCGGUGGAAAACAAAAACGUGGUGUACUUCCUAAACGUGCAACUCAAAUUAUGAAACAAUGGCUAUUUCAACAUCUUGUAGUAAGUCAAUGAUUAGAUUUGGAACUCUAAACUAUUAAAUUUCACACUUUAAUAAAUUAAAAGAAAAAAAAAUCAUAAUUUUAACAAAAAUUGGUGCCAACUAUUGUAUUGUAG
This is a messenger RNA of Schistosoma bovis, 798 nucleotides long. NCBI's taxonomy places the organism in Eukaryota, Metazoa, Platyhelminthes, Trematoda, Strigeidida, Schistosomatidae. The record is from the annotation of a GenBank genome assembly.